GUUUCCUUCCGGCUUCCUCGGCCGUGUCGGCUCCGAGCCUGGGGAUCUUGAGGAAGGAGAGAGAGCAGAUGUGUCCGUCAGCCCUCCGAAGUGUAUGUACGUGUCAGCUCCGCACGGAUACCUAGAGCAAGAUCUGGCUUCUCCGGGUCCUGUACUUCUCCCACGGAGACAUCUUGAAAAGAGCUGACCUGUUCUUGCAGCGUGAAACCAUGGCGCAUGCCUCAGUGACAUUCAGGGACGUAGCCGUAGACUUCUCGCCAGAGGAGUGGGAGUGUCUGGACUCUGCUCAGCGGGACUUAUACAGGGAUGUGAUGUGGGAGAACUACAGCAACUUCAUCUCGCUGGCAGGAUCUUCCAUUUCUAAACCAGAAGUGAUUACCUUGUUGGAUGAAGGGAAGGAUCCCUGGAUGGUCAUGAGGGAAGGGAUGAGAAGACACUGCCCUGAUUUGGAGUCCAGAAACAGGACCAAUACUUUAUCUCCAGAAAAGGACAUUUAUGAAAUAUGUUCAAUCCAGUGGGAGAUAAUGGAAAGAAUUAAAAGCUAUAGUCUCCAGGACUCCAUUUUUGGAAGUGAAUGGGAAUGCAAAAGCAACCUUGAGGGGCAAAAGGAGCCGCAAGAGGGCUAUUUUGGACCAAUGAAAAUGACCUCUGAAAAAGUGAGCACUUACAAAAAGCAUAAUUUUCUUGCUGAAUAUCAGAUCGUUCAUAAUGGAGAAAAGUUAUAUGAAUGCAGGGAAUGUAGGAAGACCUUUAUCCGCCGUUCGACUCUCAGUCAACACCUGAGAAUCCACACGGGUGAGAAGCCAUAUAAAUGUAAGGAGUGUGGGCAGGCCUUUAGACAGCGUGCCCACCUUAUUCGACAUCACAAACUCCACACCGGUGAGAAGCCCUAUGAAUGUAAGGAUUGUGGGAAGGCCUUCACAGUACUCCAGGAACUUACCCAACAUCAGAGACUUCACACCGGUGAGAAGCCCUAUGAAUGUAAGGAAUGUGGAAAGGCCUUUCGAGUACAUCAGCAACUCGCUCGACAUCAGAGAAUUCACACCGGUGAGAAACCCUACGAAUGUAAGGACUGUGGGAAGACCUUUAGGCAGUGUACACACCUUACUCGCCAUCAGAGACUUCACACCGCCGAGAAGCUCUAUGAAUGUAAGGAGUGUGGGAAAGCCUUUGUAUGCGGCCCAGACCUUAGAGUCCAUCAGAAAAUUCAUUUUGGUGAGAAACCCUAUGCAUGUAAGGAAUGUGGGAAGACUUUUAGAAUAUGCCAACAGCUCACUGUCCAUCAGAGUAUUCACACUGGCGAGAAACCCUACGAAUGUAAGGAGUGUGGGAAGACUUUUCGAUUAAGGCAACAACUUGUUCGCCAUCAGAGAAUUCAUACCCGUGAGAAGCCUUAUGAAUGUAUGGAGUGUUGGAAAACCUUUAGUAGCUACUCACAGCUUAUUUCACAUCAGAGCAUUCAUAUCGGGGAGAGACCUUAUGAAUGUGAUGAGUGUGGGAAGGCCUUUAGACUGCUUUCCCAGCUGACUCAGCAUCAAAGUAUUCACACUGGUGAGAAACCUUAUGAAUGUAAGGAGUGUAGAAAACCUUUUAGACUGCUUUCCCAGCUGACUCAGCACCAGAGCAUUCACACUGGUGAGAAACCUUAUGAAUGUAAGGAGUGUGGUAAGGCUUUUAGACUUUAUUCAUUUCUUACUCAACACCAGCGAAUUCAUACCGGUGAGAAACCCUACAAAUGUAAGGAAUGUAAGAAGGCCUUUAGACAACAUUCCCACCUUACUCAACAUCAGAAAAUUCAUAAUGGAAUUUAACAUUGGAAAGCCUUCAACCAUACAUGAUAUUAUAGAAACAUCACAAAAUUCGUUUUUGAAAAAAUUUAUUUCAUGUUCACAAGUAAGGAUAGGAAGUUUUAUAUUGCAGGAAAAAAAUGUUGCUUUAAAAGUCAUUCAUCAACGUGCAAACAUUGUUUAUCUUCAGCAAAUUUGUAUGAAGGAAUAAUGUCAUGAAUGUAGGAAAAUCUCUAACCUUAUCUAUCACUGGCUCCAUUUCACCACUUUUAUUACCAGUGUGUUAUUGGACAAGGUACCCAAACUAAUUUUGCCUCAUUUGCUCACUUAUAACAUGCUGAUAAUAAUACCUGUGUAUAGUAGUUAUUUAUUGUGGUGUAAUAAAUUUCCACCAACUUAAUAGUUUAAAAUAUGCACAUUUAUUAAAAUAUACACAAUUUAUGUAGGUCAGGAGUUUGGGGAUAACUUAGUUGGGUCCUCUGCUGCAUAUUCUCUUAUAAAGCUAAAAUCGAGGUUUCAGCCAGGGCUGGGUCUCAUCUGAAGGCUGGACUGGGGGAGUGUCCACUUUCAUCCUCACGUGGUUGUUGGUUGAAUUCGUUUCCUUGGAGGCUGUCACACUGAGGGGUCAUCAGUUUCAUGCUGGCUGUUGGGUGAAGGCUGAACUCAGUUCCUUGCGAUCUGGGCCCCUUGAAUUGGACCCCUUCAACCUGGCUGCUCAUUUUAUCCAAGUGUUCAAGCCAAGAAGACAAUAGAGUCUGCUAGCAUCCUGAAAGUCAUGAUCUUGUGUAAUCUAAGCACUGAAAUAACAUCCCAUCAUCUUUGCUAUCUUCCUCUGGUUAGAAGAAAGUUACUAGUUGCCCCACAUCAGGGUAAGAGAGUUACACAAAAAUGUGAAUACCAGGAGGCAGAACCACUGGAGGCCAAUUCAAAGUCAGCCUGCCACACUGUGUAAUAGGAGUUCUGUAAGGGUUAAGUAAUUAGUAACUUGGAAAAAUAGCACCACAUUGCAUGUUUUCUGUAAAUAUUACCUAUAAUUGUUAUCAUCAUUAGCAUUAGCGAAUUCAUAUGAAAGGAAUACCCUGUAGAGUGAUAUAUGUAGAAUGCUCUCUGUCAUUCAUUGCUCAACAUUAUGAAAGUUAAGCUCAUUUAUUCUGGAUCAAAUCUAGGCUGUUAUAUUGAAUGUGAGAAGUUACUUAUCACCUGAGCUGCAGCAGCAACUUCACACUGAAAAGAAACCUUACGAAUUGUAUGAAUUUGAGAUUGAGUACAACUGUGGAAUCUAACAGGAAAUUGUUUUGCCAUAAUAAAUUCCAGAAAGCAAAUGUUUUAUAAUCCCUGUUGUGUGACCACAGUUCAAGAUUACUUAGAAACCUCUCGAAAAGAUAACAAAAAGAAAAAUAGCCACUUGGAAAGGUAAUAUUGUGGGUGUGCAUGUUUGUGUGUGUGUGUGUGUGUGUGUGUAAAACUUAUGUAAAAGAAGGAAAACAUCAUUCUGGGAUUGCCAAUAUAGCUGUUUAUUUUUUUUUAAGAUUUAUUUAUUUAUUUAUGCAUACAAGAACUGGGGUGUAGGCCAGAAGUGCGGGCAGUGAGAGGUUUCACCAGAGACAGAGUGGGGAGCAGAACAGGUGGAUUGCCUGAAAUACACUGCUAAGGGGAGCAGCAGGGAGACAAGAGAGGUCUGCUGGGCCAUGUGGGUAGCUCCCUGGCCAGCGGGGGAUCAAACUCUUGCUGCAGUGGCUGGCAGUAGCUUGAUAGCACUGCUUUUAACACCUGCAUCCCCAGGGAGGCCCCACUAUAGGUUUUGAUGGACAGAUUGCCUCAUCUUCAACCAGGGGUAUUGGGCCUUUUGACAUGACCCCACUAGUGGUCAGAUGGUCUUGGUCAUGGCAGCACAGUUUGGUCAGCUGUGGAGAGGGUAGACAUCUACCCAUCACUCUGAAAAUUAAUAAAGGGAAAAAUAAACAUUUCUUUUGUUUCUCCAUGGGAACUAAGCAUCAAGGCCGCCAAAACAUCAAGGUAAAGUGUUUUGUUACUUUUUUAUUAUUAUUUAUGAAAUCCAACCAUUAAAUACAGACUGGCAGGAUUUAAAAACUCAUUUUUAAUACCUAACAAAACAAUGGGCCCAGAAAAUGAUCUUCAAUGGAUUUUAAAGCUACUAGGUGAAAGAUUUUCGAGUGGUGAAUCUAGAAUGAUUUUACCAAGCUGAUCAUCUCAGCCCUUUGAUAUGUUUGAACCUCUACAGAAGUGAGACUGUCAGCCAAGACACACUUCCUGGUGCAAUGCAAGAGGAAGGACAUACCUUCACCUGGAAGCCUUAUUGCCAAAAUCAUGACCCAAGGGAAUCAACUCUUUAAGCAGAUUCUUUAAAGCUAAAAAUGUGGAGAAUAGAUAAGCAAAGUCAGUGGCACCACCAUUCCAGAAUGUGUAAAAUUUUACAAAAAAAAAAAAAUCUGAUUUCUUCAGCUAAUGAGUGGCAUGAAAAAUAAAAGAAGGGCAAAAGAGACUAAGAGAGCAACUAAAUGUCGACAUGAACCGAUGAACAAAUUAAUUCCUUGGACCUAGUUCGAAUAAAAUGUAAAAAGACAUUUUGGAGACAUUGCAGGGCAAGUGGACACGGUCUUAAUAAUAGAUGUAUGUAGAAAUAUUAAUUUAGGAAUGAUAAUAUGUUAGAAAUGGCAAUAUCCACAUGUUUGUUAAAAGAUCGAUGUGUUCACGACUCACGUACCUAUUUAUGAAGUGAUAAGAUUUCCAGAUUUGCAUUAAAACACUUGAGCAAGAGAAAAUUGGCAGUAGGGCUGGAAACUGGAUUGAUAAAAUACUGAUAAUUAUUGAAGUGAAGUGGUUUGUUCACACGGGUUCAUUGUUUUAAUAUUUCUACUUUUGUAUGUUUUUGAAAUCUUCAGUAAUAAAAUGUUUAAAAUCAAAAUGAGGUUAGAGACUCCUCAGGUCUGGUCAUGCGAUGUCUGCGUGUCUUGUCAGAUGCCA
This is a messenger RNA of Talpa occidentalis (Iberian mole), 4772 nucleotides long. Its product is annotated as zinc finger protein 14 homolog. The transcript has 6 exons. Gene Ontology annotation, molecular function: DNA-binding transcription repressor activity, RNA polymerase II-specific. Gene Ontology annotation, biological process: negative regulation of transcription by RNA polymerase II. The coding region runs from base 210 to 1811 and encodes 533 amino acids. NCBI's taxonomy places the organism in Eukaryota, Metazoa, Chordata, Mammalia, Eulipotyphla, Talpidae. The record is from RefSeq and is a predicted model, not a curated record.